AUGUGCUUUCAUCCCAGGAACCUACCAAAGGUAGAAAAGCAUGGUAUCACCACAAAAAAGCUGGAUCAAGCCGUAGAUAUGGCUGCAGAAAAUCUCAAUUUCGCAGAGAUGGAAAGCAUUUGGAAGCUGCAGGCUAGGGAUGUCCCAACUUCGGUGGACAAGAAAAAACUCGGAAAGGCCGAGAACCGAAUAGCACAGAAAGCUGAGCAGCGUGAGGCAGAACCAGUUGUUCGGAAGAAAAGACCAGAAUGCACUGCGACUGCUUCACAGGCACCCAUAAAAGAUUUGGGAACUCGUGGCCAAAACGUAAAGGAUGUGAAAUUGGAAAGUGUUGAUAUUUCGAUCGGAACUAAACCACUUGAUCAAGGUCUGCUAAUUUAA
This is a messenger RNA of Strongylus vulgaris, 381 nucleotides long. The record is from the annotation of a GenBank genome assembly. NCBI's taxonomy places the organism in Eukaryota, Metazoa, Nematoda, Chromadorea, Rhabditida, Strongylidae.